UGCCUUCCUGUCCGCGCUCGUCCCCGCGACCCAGGUCACCGGUGCCGGGUACCGCAAAAGCGAGCCCAGGCGUCUCGGUCCCCGGGGGCGCGCCCAGCCGGCCUCGGUUCUCCAGAACGCGCAGGGCCGCCCUGGGUCCCCGGGAGCCGCGGGAGCGCGCAGCUCGCGAUCGGGAGCGCGCCGCGGGCGGGCGGGCGGAGCGCGGCGAGGGCUGAGCUGUGCGUCUGGCUCACGUCGCGGUUCCCUGUCGCCGUCCCACGCGCGGACGCGUCCCGCGGUGGCCUGGAGGCCGCGGAUCGCCAUGGGCCGCGGGCCGGGGAGCACGGUGGCGCUGCUGCUCGGGCUGCUGGCGCAGUGCACAGAGGCCAAAAAACAUUGCUGGUAUUUUGAAGGACUCUAUCCAACGUAUUAUAUAUGCCGCUCCUAUGAGGACUGCUGUGGCUCCAGGUGCUGCGUGCGGGCCCUCUCCAUCCAGAGGCUGUGGUAUUUUUGGUUUCUCCUAAUGAUGGGUGUACUUUUCUGCUGUGGAGCUGGCUUCUUCAUCCGCAGGCGCCUGUACCCACCACCGCUGCUUGAGGAACCUGCGUUCAACGUGUCCUACACCCGACAGCCCCCCAACCCUGCACCAGGAGCCCAGCAACUGGGGCCGCCCUACUACACUGACCCGGGAGGACCAGGCGUGAAUCCUGUUGGGAACAUGGCAGUGGCUUUCCAGGUGCAGCCUAACUCUCCCCAGGGCUGCGUGGCUUACCCGCCCCCUCCUUCCUACUGCAGCACACCGCCGCCCCCCUACGAGCAGGUGGUCAAGGACAAGUAGGCCACUGCACAGCCAGGGUGGCCCACAGCGGACUCCUCUCCUCUCCUCAGAGCAAGCACAGCUCCUUCUCGCAUUCCUGUGGAGGACGUGUCUGAACCACAUUGUGUCUCCUCUGUUGCUUCCGUUUCCAACAUGGUCUGAGCUCUCCAGCAGCAUAGUGACUGUCCCUGAGGGUGGCAGAGAGACUGAGAGGAUGGGAGGAUGGAGAGCCAGGCGAGGCAAGCCGAGGCUGCUGCAGCUGGGAUCAACCAUCAUGCCUAGGGACGGCACCUCAACGCUUUUCUGUGCCCAUCCACGUCCUGUAGCCAGGCCUCCUCUGCAUAGACCAGGGACCCUAGCUUCCAUGGCAAGGAGGCUGGGUGGGCCAAGUCAGCGUCUCUGUCUCUUAUGACCUGAAGGCCACAAGGAAGCCCUCCGUGCCAGACCUGGACUGUGUCCGGGGGCUCUUGAUCUGGCACAGAGAAGCACAUUGCCCUCUCAGUGCAUCUAUGAUGGUGCCUGUGCCCUGUCCUGUGCCCCUGGGAUCUCAGCCCAUGGCUCCUAACACCCUGUCCCCAGGCUGCAGAAGUGGGGGACUGGAUGGCCAUGGGUUGCCCACAGGAAGUCAUGUUGGCCUGAGGAGAGGGGCCAAGGCAUAGCCAAUGGUGGGAGUCUGUGCAGAUCGUGCCUGUGCCCUGGGCAGCUGUGUGGAGAGGGUGGGGGGCUUGCUGAGAAGACAGGGCAUGGGUGCAGGUGUGGUGGCUCUGGCCAUGUCAUUAAAACUAUCAGGAAGAUGUGGUAAGACACACAGACCCCCACAGAAAACACUCCUCACCCCUGGACCCCGCAGUAGUAGCAGGAAUUGCCGACAGGCCAGAGGUUGUCCCCAGUGUAGUUAGUCGUGUGGGUGUGAAGGUAGAGCAGACCGAGCUGGGACCAGGCCAUGUGUGAUGUGAACAGCAUGGCAAAGACACCUUCGCAGAGCGCUCUGUGUGGUGCUGGGAGCGUGACGGGGGUGAUUGCUGUUCAGAUGGAACUCCUGGGAGUCUCCUUGGAAACUGUCACUUGGUAGCCAGAGGCUCCUGGUUAAAGAGAGAGUUCCAUCACCUUAGGUGAGAGGCCACUGUCGUUUUUUGCCAAGGGUAGCACUGAACAGUGUGGACUUGGCGACAGGAACCAUGGGCAGCCCCAGGGAAUAGCCUGGUGGAGCUGAUGCUGCCAUCUGGGCCCCAGUGCCCGCCAUGUUGAGCUGACCUCUGUCCCCUGCCUGUCCUUGAUUCUAUUGGAUAAAACCACAAAGCACAACAUCUGGUGUUUACAACCACAGUCCCAUCAGCUCCUUCCUCCAGGGCAUUUGUUUUGCAUUUUUAAUGUCAGUUUCUCCCUUUACUUUUUUAAAUAAAGAAGCACAGUGAGAGCUGCCCCUGGUGGUGGACCAGUCACAGCUGAAGCAGGCACCAAAGGCCAGCUGAGCUUUGUUCAACUUCUCUAAAAGACUGAGCCCCAGGGAGGGUGCACAUGUUUUAUACUCUGUGUGGGAAGCGUUGUCCCCAUGGUGCUGGCCCAAGUCCUGUGCCUGUGGUGUCUCCUUUGUGUGUGUAGCCGCCCUGCAAGGCCGGCAGAUCGGAGAGGCUCAGACAGAUCUGUGCAUGCUCUUCCUGGGUCACACGUGGGUCGUGUUGCAGUUUUUGUCCUCUUUUGAUAGAGUCCUGUUUCCUAUGUAUGCAGAAUAAAGACAAUUUGAUCACA
This is a messenger RNA of Cavia porcellus (domestic guinea pig), 2545 nucleotides long. RefSeq names its product VOPP1 WW domain binding protein (gene Vopp1). Bases 302 to 817 code for a protein of 171 amino acids. The record is from RefSeq and is a predicted model, not a curated record. Gene Ontology annotation, cellular component: cytoplasmic vesicle membrane. Lineage: Eukaryota; Metazoa; Chordata; Mammalia; Rodentia; Caviidae. The transcript has 5 exons.